This is a messenger RNA of Mercurialis annua (annual mercury), 2265 nucleotides long. RefSeq names its product 3-ketoacyl-CoA synthase 12-like. Gene Ontology annotation, biological process: fatty acid biosynthetic process. The transcript has a single exon. Bases 190 to 1575 code for a protein of 461 amino acids. NCBI's taxonomy places the organism in Eukaryota, Viridiplantae, Streptophyta, Magnoliopsida, Malpighiales, Euphorbiaceae. Gene Ontology annotation, cellular component: membrane. Gene Ontology annotation, molecular function: acyltransferase activity, transferring groups other than amino-acyl groups. The record is from RefSeq and is a predicted model, not a curated record.
UCACAUGUCCAACUCAUCACACUUCUCCUUAUAAGUCCCUCAAUUUUUCAUUUCCAUCUAACAAAAUUUUACUCCUACACAUAAUAAACUCUCUCUCCCUCUCUCUAUUUCUUGAUUUCUUCUCUAUAUUUUCUUGAUUUUCUUCAUCUCUUCUCUCUCUAAUUUCUUGGUUUUCUUGAUUUUCUUGAAAUGGAUUUGCUCAUGUUAGUGUAUGCAUUCUUGAUCUUGUAUCCACUUCUCUUGCUUUUUAGGUGGGUUGAUGGCAAAUUAGAUCGAGAAUGUUAUAUACUGGAUUACGAGUGCUAUAAACCUACGGAUGAUCGAAUGCUUAACACGGAAUUCUCCGGGGAUAUUAUAUUGAGAAACAAGAAUCUCGGUCUCAACGAGUAUAAGUUUCUCCUGAAAGCUAUCGUAAGCUCCGGCAUUGGAGAGCAAACGUACGCUCCAAGAAUGGUUUUCGACGGACGAGAAGAAAACCCUAGAUACGAAGACGCGAUCUUGGAAAUGGAUGAGUUUUUUCAUGAUUGCAUCGACAAAUUAUUGACAAGGUCAGGCGUUUCUCCUCAAGAGAUCGAUGUUCUCGUCGUAAAUAUAUCCAUGCUAUCCGUAAUGCCGUCUCUAUGUUCAAGAAUCAUAAAUCACUACAAGAUGAGAGAAGAUAUUAAAUCUUAUAAUCUCACGGGAAUGGGCUGUAGUGCUAGUCUUAUUUCUGUCAACAUUGCACAAAACAUUUUUAAGUCUCGAAAAAAUGUUUAUGCACUUGUGAUUACAUCCGAAUCUUUAACUCCGAAUUGGUACUCGGGCAACAACAGAUCGAUGAUUCUCGCAAAUUGUUUGUUCCGAUCCGGUGGGUGUGCGAUGCUUUUAACUAACAAAAGAGCAUUAAAACAUAAAGCCAUGUUCAAACUCAAGUGUCUAGUAAGAACCCAUCAUGGAGCUAGAGAUGAAUCUUAUAAUUGCUGCAUCCAAACAGAAGACGAGCAAGGCCACUCCGGGUUCCACCUCGAUAAGACGCUACCCAAGGCGGCAACGAGGGCGUUUAUCGACAAUCUACGAGAGAUUUCGCCGAAAAUACUACCAAUAAGAGAGCUCCUCAGAUUUGGGAUCAUGGCUUUGAUAAGAAAAUGGCGUAACCGUAACAAUAAAGGCGCCGGAGGACCGAGACCGGUGAUUAAUUUCAAGACGGGAGUGGAUCAUUUUUGCAUCCACACAGGUGGGAAAGCUGUAAUAGAUGGAAUAGGAGUGAACCUUGAUUUGUCUGAGUAUGAUUUGGAACCGGCAAGAAUGACAUUACAUAGAUUUGGAAACACUUCAGCUGGGAGUUUGUGGUAUGUGUUGGCUUACAUGGAAGCUAAGAAGAGGUUGAAGAAAGGAGAUAGGGUUUUGAUGAUAAGUUUUGGUGCAGGUUUUAAAUGCAACAGCUGUUUGUGGGAAGUGGUUAGAGAUUUAAAAAAUGGUAAUGUGUGGAAGGAUUGUAUUGAUAGCUACCCACCAAAAACUUUGGCUAACCCUUUCAUGGAGAAGUAUGGUUGGAUCAAUAAUGAAGAUGAAAGUACCUUUGUUUUUCCUUCAUAAAACUUCAAAAUCAAUUUAUCUACCUACAAAUAUACCAGGUUUGUCGUAUAUACCAUAUUUUUUAAAUUUUAUCAGUAUGAUCCGUCACAUUUUCGAGCUUUUGUUAAAUAUAUUUACGAUUCAUUUGGUACAUGUGACCAACCUGAUGUGUAAUAUCCAUGUGUACAAAGUUCGUCAUAUGUGGCGUAUAAAACAUCGUGUCACGUUAGUUCCAAAAAAAUCAUAAAUAUAUUUAAUAAUGUUCGAAAAGAUAUUAAAAUCAGACUGACGGAAUUUAAUGGUAUGUAUGACGAAUGAGCUAUACUUGUUACUUGAUAAAUUUAUUUUGCAAAAACUAUACAAGUAUUUUUAUCAAAUACUCUUAUUUAUUAAUAAUCAUCAUCAUUUCAAUAGGGUCUUCUUUUAAAUUUUUUUGUUUCCAAUUUUAGUUUUCUUUGAAUUUGUCAAUUAAAUUUGUACACUAGUUGUUAUUAUUAUUUAUUGUUAAAUCCACUUUGUGGAUUUCAUAACCCAAUAAGAUGUGCUGCUUCCAAAAGAUGAGAAGUUUGCAAUAUAUCCUAUUGGAGGGCUGUAAUUUUUAUUUUUUACCUUUUUUUUACAAGUUGGAUAGUGUGGUACUCUUGUUGUAUUAUGUUUUUUUUUUCACCUUUUUACUUUUCAAGAAAUAGAAGUCUCCCAUUUGAAUGUUCA